UUUUGAAAAAAAUUAGUUUAUCCUUUGGUUCUUUUUAGUGUAUUUUCAUUUGUUAUAAAUCUUUGUAGUCGUUUUAGAAUUAUCAUAAUUGCGUGGUUGAGAAAAUGUGCAACUUAAAGAUGAAAGAGACAUGGCAUGUUAUGUUAGAAAACUACUGAAUUUUGAAUUAGUUCUUUUUCUCUAUAGUUAUGGGCUCUUUGGUUUAUUAUUGCAACUUAAGUUCAUAUCCAAGACAGAGAUUGUCCUCAUUUAGAAUUGUGAGCUCAUCCGAAAUUGGAGUGUCAAGAAAACAAGUGUUGGAACAAGUGGAUAAGGAGCUGAGCAAGGGAGAUGAGAGGGCUGCACUCUCUCUUGUCAAGGCCUUGCAAGGAAAGCCUGGUGGGCUUCGAUGUUUUGGUGCAGCUCGCCAGGUUCCCCAAAGACUUUACACCUUGGAUGAAUUGAGAUUGAACGGAAUAGAAACUGCAUCUCUUCUAUCGCCGGUGGAUGCAACUCUAGGUGCAAUAGAAAGAAACCUGCAGCUUGCUGCUAUCUUAGGAGGGGUUGCAACAUGGAAUGCUUUUAGUUUUAGCCCACAGCAAAUCCUGUUUAUUUCUUUGGGAUUCUUGUUUUUGUGGACACUGGACUCGGUUUCCUUCAACGGAGGAGUUGGUAGCUUGGUCCUUGACACAGUUGGUCACACUUUCAGUCAGAAAUACCACAACAGGGUUAUCCAACAUGAAGCUGGUCAUUUCUUGAUCGCUUACCUGGUGGGUAUUCUUCCCAGAGGAUAUACAUUAACUAGUUUGGAAGCUUUAAAGAAAGAAGGAUCACUCAAUAUUCAAGCAGGAACAGCUUUUGUUGAUUUUGAGUUCCUUGAAGAAGUAAAUGCAGGGAAAGUAUCAGCUACAACACUGAACAGAUUUUCAUGCAUAGCACUAGCAGGUGUGGCAACUGAAUAUCUGUUAUACGGAUAUGCUGAGGGUGGCCUUGCUGAUAUAAACAAGUUGGAUGUAUUGCUCAAAGGCUUGGGAUUCACACAAAAGAAAGCAGAUUCCCAAGUUAGAUGGUCUGUACUAAACACCAUCUUACUAUUGCGCCGCCAUAAAGUAGGACGAGCUAAACUUGCAGAGGCAAUGUCCAUGGGAAAAUCUGUAGGAUCUUGCAUUGAAAUUAUAGAGGAUAACAUCACUGAUGCUGACAUCUAAUUGCAGCUGGCUUCACUGGCUAACUUCUUUUUUUUUUUUCUUGACUUUUACAUGCAUAAAAAAAGAUUCUCUCAAUAUAGUAUAUCACUAUAUCUUCUGUUUGGAUUGCAAAUAAAAAUAUUGUAAUGUGGCUGAUUGAAUUCUGCCAUUUCUUCACAAAUUUCAAGUUCAAAUGACUAUGA
Durio zibethinus is the source of this 1369-nucleotide messenger RNA. RefSeq names its product stress regulated protein. Lineage: Eukaryota; Viridiplantae; Streptophyta; Magnoliopsida; Malvales; Malvaceae. Gene Ontology annotation, biological process: proteolysis. The record is from RefSeq and is a predicted model, not a curated record. Gene Ontology annotation, molecular function: metalloendopeptidase activity; ATP binding; ATP-dependent peptidase activity.